Siniperca chuatsi (mandarin fish) is the source of this 2843-nucleotide messenger RNA. It is a transcript of the gene mak16, whose product is annotated as MAK16 homolog (S. cerevisiae). The coding region runs from base 228 to 1154 and encodes 308 amino acids. The record is from RefSeq and is a predicted model, not a curated record. The transcript has 10 exons. Lineage: Eukaryota; Metazoa; Chordata; Actinopteri; Centrarchiformes; Sinipercidae. Gene Ontology annotation, cellular component: nucleolus; preribosome, large subunit precursor. Gene Ontology annotation, biological process: maturation of LSU-rRNA; maturation of 5.8S rRNA.
AACGGUGUCCUCCCAGGUUAGUUGUCAAGUAUCGCGAUACUUCGUCACAGUGACUUCACGACUCCGAGAUUUUGCCCAUGCAAACAAAAAUGGUGGCUCCCUGACUGUCCAUGUGGCGUCGAAGACAGAAAAACUCCGUCAUAACUUAAGAUUAACUUCUUUAAUAUAAUUUAAACAAACAGUGGACUCGGCGGGGAAGCUGCGAGCAGAUCUGCGAGGAACUAAAAAUGCAACACGACGACGUGAUCUGGGACAUUAUCGGGAACAAACAGUUCUGCUCCUACAAAGUCAAGACGAAGGAUCAGGGCUUCUGUCGUAAUGAAUACAACAUCACGGGGCUGUGUAACCGCUCGUCGUGUCCGCUGGCCAACAGUCAGUACGCCACCAUCAGAGAGGAGAAAGGUCAGUGUUUCCUCUACAUGAAGGUGAUCGAGAGAGCAGCUUUUCCUGCCAAGAUGUGGGAGAAGGUGAAGCUCAGUAAAAACUACGAGAAAGCUCUGGAACAGAUCGAUGAGAAUUUGAUCUACUGGCCUCGAUUCAUCCGACACAAAUGCAAACAGCGUUUCACCAAAAUCACUCAGUACCUGAUCCGCAUGCGCAAACUGGUCCUCAAGAGACAGAGGAAGUUGGUUCCUCUCAGCAGGAAGGUGGAGAGGAGAGAGAAGAGGAAAGAGGAGAAAGCUCUGAUCGCCGCUCAGCUGGAUAACGCCAUCGAGAAGGAGCUGCUGGAGAGACUCAAACAGGGAACGUACGGAGACAUCUACAACUUCCCGGUCCACGCCUUCGACAGAGCUCUGGAGCAACAGGAAGAGGAGAGCGAGUCCGAGUCUGAGGAGGAGGAGGAAGAAGAGGAGGACGAGGACGUCGGGAAGAGAGAGUUUGUAGCGGAGGAAGAAGUGGAGGAGAGCGACCUGAGCGACUUCGAGGACAUGAACAAACUGAAGACGAGCAGCGACGAGGAGGAGGAGGAGGAGUCCAGUGAAGAAGAGGAGGAGGAGGAGGAGGAGGAGAUGGAGGAGGAGACGAAGGCGAAGGCCUCCAAAUCGAAAGGCAAAUCUCCAGCUAACGGCUCGGCGGCGAGGAAGAAGCGAGCGUACGUGGAGAUAGAGUACGAGCAGGAGACAGAGCCCGCCUCCAAGAGCAGAACCACGUAGUGAUGUCACACCCUCUGCCGCCAAUCAAACUGUGAUCCGUCUGUGAGGUCAGCAGCCUCUGCCGAGGACACGCCCCCUCCACGUUAACACACUCAGGAUGUUUCACACUGAGCUCAAGUCUUCCGUUUGUCUUUCUGAAGCCGUGACUCUGGACUCUUCUGUUCGUGUGUUUAGUGACGGAUAAAGUUUUCCGACCUCAGGCGCUUUCACUCUCGCUCGAGUCUCCAGACGAACAUUUCAAGUUUUUGCCGCCGGUUGCUGUAGGCGGCGUUCGGCGGUGGGUGUUGAGUCUGAUCGUCAGACAGCAGGUGGUGCAGAGAUAGUCCCGUAGAUCUGUAGUCCCUCUCUCUCUUCUGGUCUUCAUAGCUAACAAGCUACAUGCUAACAAUAAGCAGCAAUGUUCAAUAACAUUUACAACAUACACUCAGCGUCCAGUUUAUUAGGAACACCGAGCUAAACCUGCUGCAGUCUAAUACAGCGGUCCUGCAACAAAUCCUCCGUCAUGACGGUUAUAAUGUUCAGUUCUUUUAAAUAUUUCUAUCAACGACUGUAAACAACCAGAAGCUGAACAUUACAACCUUCAUGACGGAGGAUUACUUGCAGGACUGUUGUUACACCACAGCAUUUGUAGCUAGCUGUACCUAAUAAACUGGACGUGUUAACACAGUUUAGCCACGGCGUCUUCCUCUAGCUGUGUCUGUCCAGUCAGUUUCAGUUCUCCAGAUUUCUGCCUUUUUUUUGCAGAAAGUAGUUCCACUAAAAACUAAUAACGGAACAGUUUUUUUUUGUUUUUUAUUAAAGCCCAAAACUUUGUUCCUGUUUUCUGAAAGUGACCAGUUUAGAAAUAACUGGUCGCUUUACGCGGACACUUCAGUCUCGGAGAUGAAUGGGAUUCAGUCCGUGCUGCUUCCAGUCCACCUCAGCGGGACGUGUUGGACUUUUAUUAAUCAUCUAAAUCUAUAAAAGGAACUAAACUAAUCAGUUAUGAUGUAAUAUUACAGAUGAAGCUACCAGCAGGAUAUGAAGUUAUUAAAAUGAGCUCCACCUUCAGCAGCUGCAUCAAUAAUUAUAAUCCAAUAUUACUCUGAAUGGGCCCUUAAUCAGUACUUCUGAGUGCUUCUUCCGUGUUUUAAAGCUGCGAGCGCCAUUCACCUCCACUGUUUGGGUGGAGACAGAUUCUGCUGGGGGCGUUUGCCUGGAAGCUCCGGCGACAAGUUUAGGCGAGCUGUGCUUCUCGAAAGGCGUUCGCUGUAAAAUAAUCACCUGUGGAUUUACUUUCGAUCUUAAAAUAUAAACAGAAAAGUCCAGAAUCAUGUUUCAGCCGUUCAGAAAGACGGAUGGUGGAAACACACAGCGAGGAACAGACGUGUGAAUACAAACCUGCCGCCGUCAGCGUCACGUUUGUUCGGAGACUGCAAAGGAAUCAUUUUGUACGUUAGCGGAGACACAAGACGGAUCUGACCUGGAAUCAGAUCUGCUCUCUGAUUAAACAACCCAACGUGACUUUAACUCUUUUUCUGCUUCAACUGCUUUUGUUAUGUCUGUUUUGUUAAAUAUUAAACAGAAGUGAUCUUUGAAAACAGUGUGUGAACGAGCAGUUUACAGUCCAAAGUUGAUUUAUUCUCCGUUAAACCCUGAAAUUGGGAGAUAAAAAUAUCUAAAGUGUCCAAAAUAAAGAGAGUAAAUACA